This is a messenger RNA of Fulvia fulva, 441 nucleotides long. RefSeq lists its product as uncharacterized. The transcript has a single exon. Bases 1 to 441 code for a protein of 146 amino acids. The record is from RefSeq and is a predicted model, not a curated record. NCBI's taxonomy places the organism in Eukaryota, Fungi, Ascomycota, Dothideomycetes, Mycosphaerellales, Mycosphaerellaceae.
AUGUCUGCAAGUAGUAACCAAAAUGGAGCCUCCAGCGACACGGCAUCCACUGCGUCAUCCCUCUCCAACGACACGGCAUUCACAACAGCCACCCUUGUCAACCACAACAACAAUGAACAACGCACAACCCUCACCGGCCAGCCCAUUCCCCGCCAACAAUACGACAGCUACACGAGCAUGAUGUACAGCCAAGGCGGCAUGGGUCUGACUAACGCCGGCGGUGUCAACCUCCUCCCUCCUGGCUACACCGACACCAGCAUGGUGCGCAUUCCCAUCAAAGUCUCUGACUACGCCCCACAAUCCCCAGCGCCCAAGAAGAGAAGUCUCCUCAGCAAACUCGAGCACGAUAAUGAUGUUGAGAUUAAAGUGGUUGCCAUGUCUCGCGGGGAUUAUCUAAGUACUGGAUCAAAGGUGAAGACGGGAACUUCCGGUCUGAUGUGA